AUACAAGCAAAUACUUUCCUCGCACGUGUUCAUUGUCUCAACAGCUGGUCGGCGUCUACUUCUUCCGUCUCCUACACCUUCACCACACCCUACCAUCUCCCUCUGCCUUCUUCGCCACCGGCAACACCCGUACCGGAAACAGCUCCACAGAAAAUAUCUUUGUCGUCCUGACUCGGAAGAUCCAGCUUUGGUUGUGUCGCAUCCGAGUUCUCACCGUCUGAAUUCAUUCUUCUUCCUCUAUCCGUUUCUUCUUCCUCUAUCCGUAUCUUCAAAUUUCAAAGUGACGGUGAUGAGAGGGAACCCGGUUGUUAACCGUCGCGUGGUUCACAAGUGGCGGCAAGUCGGGAUCCCGACGGCUGGAUCGGUGAAGAUCAAGAUCCUGCUUUGCUGUUGUAUCGCGUUAACUCUGGUGGUGCUCGCCGGCCUCGCUUCCUCGUUUAUGGGAUGGACCGGCCACCCUGACUCCUCCUAUCGUCUGUCGUCGCCGCGGGGAAGGUAUGCUAUUGUGAUGAACACAUGGAAGAGAUAUGAUCUCUUGAAGCAGUCUAUUGCUCACUAUGUUUCAUGUCCUAGGCUUGAAUCCAUACACAUUGUGUGGAGUGAGCCCGAGCCCCCUUCUGAAUCUCUUAAGAGAUACUUGAACCGUGUUGCACAGUCAAAUUCUGGUGAUGGGCAUUCUGUUGAAUUGAAAUUUGACAUUAACACAGAAGACAGUUUGAACAACAGGUUUAAAGAGAUCAAGGAUUUGAAUACAGAUGCGGUUUUUUCGAUUGAUGAUGAUGUUAUAUUUCCUUGCUCUUCAGUGGAACUUGCCUUCAGUGUUUGGCAAAGUGCCCCUGAGACAAUGGUGGGGUUUGUGCCUCGUGUGCAUUGGGUUGAUGAAUCAAAAGGAAAGGAUCAUUACAUAUAUGGUGGAUGGUGGUCUGUUUGGUGGACGGGCACAUACAGCAUGGUACUCUCUAAGGCUGCAUUUUUCCACAAGAAAUAUUUCAGCCUUUACACGAAUGAGAUGCCAGCAUCAAUUAGAGAAUAUGUAGCCAAGAACAGGAACUGUGAGGAUAUUGCCAUGUCGUUUCUUGUGGCAAAUGCAACAGGUGGUCCUCCUAUAUGGGUGAAAGGUAAAAUAUUUGAAAUUGGUUCUACUGGAAUCAGCAGCUUGGGAGGUCAUAGUGAAAGAAGAACUGAGUGUGUUAACAGAUUUGUUACUGUGUUUGGGGGCAUGCCAUUAGUAUCUACUUCAGUGAAAGCCAUAGACAGUCGCAGUGUUUGGUUUUGGUGAUGCUGGCAUUUACACUACAAUUAUGUUCCCAGAAUUUCCACUCUAUUGGUUCCAUCGGUUGGACCAUUCCAUUUUUGUACUCCUUUACCGUUGUUUCCUUGUAUAAUAUUCGGAAAAUUCACGAUGUCACAUGUUUCAGAUGAUAGAAGCAAUGUAGUCUUGCUUGUAUUCUUAUUAUAUACUUCCAAUUCAUAUUACGAACAUUAUAUUUAUAAUACUACAUAAAAUUGUAAGUUUAUA
Molecule: messenger RNA, 1519 nt
Organism: Rubroshorea leprosula
Lineage: Eukaryota; Viridiplantae; Streptophyta; Magnoliopsida; Malvales; Dipterocarpaceae
Source: the annotation of a GenBank genome assembly